Molecule: messenger RNA, 1299 nt
Organism: Dioszegia hungarica
Lineage: Eukaryota; Fungi; Basidiomycota; Tremellomycetes; Tremellales; Bulleribasidiaceae
Product: ATP-NAD kinase-like domain-containing protein
Exons: 4
Coding region: 1-1299 (432 amino acids)
Biological process (GO): sphingosine biosynthetic process
Cellular component (GO): intracellular membrane-bounded organelle; cytoplasm; membrane
Source: RefSeq, a predicted model, not a curated record
AUGGACAAUCAGAAGACGGUGUACUUGGUGGUUAAUCCCGUCGCGGGACAGCAGACUGCUCGAGACUUCGUCAAGAGCUAUGUCAAGCCUCUCUUGGAACCUUCAGGAUACUCUAUCAAGGCCUACGAGACUCAAAGCGUCGGUGACGCGGCCAGAAUCGCCCGUGAGAUCUCUGAGCAGCCCGCCUCGACGGCCCAAGGAGGGGCACGGACGGUCGUUCUCGCUGGAGGAGACGGGACUAUGCACGAGUUCAUCGAAGGGAUAUACAGCUUGGGAGGGAAGGAAGCGAAGGGGGAGCGCUGGGAGCUCGUCAUGAUACCUGUGGGAACCGCGAAUGCUCUGUAUGCCUCAACUUACCCGCCCGGCACACCUCCUCCCUCGUUAUCUGAUACUCUUUCUGGUCAUACCUCCUCUUUCGAAGAAGAGACGCUCGCGAAGCUCUCUUCACUCGCCGCCUUCCUGACCGCAGGCAAGAAGCCGACAACCCUCCCCAUCUCCCUCUCAUCCUUUACCGGUUCCGACAGGAACGCCAACGCCGCUCCUACUCCCAUCCCCUCACACGUUGUCAUCUCCACCUGCCUCCACUCCAAUCUCCUCGCCACAGCCGAAAACCUCCGAGCCGAAUACCCCGGCGUCGAGCGGUUCAAGGUCGCCGCGCGGGAAAACGCGGGCAAGUUUUACGACGCCAAACUCGUCCUCCACGGCGGCAGCAGCGGGACUGUACAGGUAUACGAGCCCGCCACGUCCAGCUUUGUCGAGACUGGCUCCCGGGUCAUUGAUGGCACAUUCGCCUACUUUCUCUCGUCCGCCGCUUGCCCCCGGCUCGAGCCUACCUUUGUCAUCUCUCCUCUGCUCGAGCGUAUCCCGGACAAGGAGAGCAUGGACGUGUUGGUCAUCAGGCCGGGUAGGGAUCCUCGUAUCCGCAAGAUCCUUGAUGAGGCGGAAUAUGAGAGUUUCAAGGCGGUCAGGGACGCGGGGGAUCAGGAGGUCCUGGAUAAGCUGAGCGAAGCAUGGGUGCCAAGGGCCUGCGAGGUGGUGGGGAAGGCGUAUGAAGAGGGAAGGCACGUGGAUCUGACGUAUACCCCAGAAGGGGACGUGGAGAGUAGGGGGACAGGACCGAGGGUCGUCGAAGUGUACCGGUGCACCGGAUUCGAGUGGACACCCAGGGACAAGGACGAUAAAGGAUCCCAUCUCGUUUGCGCGGACGGUUCGCUCAUGCACAUCCCGUCUGGGGGUAGCGCUUCGGUCCGGCUGGAUAAGGGGGCAGAGGGGAAGGGUGAGAUCUGCUUGUGGACGUAG